AUGGCGGAAACACAAUCUUCGGACGUGUCACCAAGGCGGCGGUCGACGGGUGCGGCCGGCCCCAAGCUGCGGGACAGCUGCGAUGGUUGCGCAACUUCCAAGCUGAAAUGCAGCAAGGAAAAACCAGUAUGUGCCCGGUGCGCAAAACGUGGCAUGAAGUGCGAAUAUUUCGCAACCAAACGAGCAGGCCGGAAGCUGGGCGGUCGACGAGGCACCAAUGCCACGAACGUUCCUCACACAGCAUCAACGUUACCCUGGUCCAUCUCAACGGCGGACUCCCUUGCAUCACCGGACGCCAUCCAGCUCUCUUUCCUUCAGCACGAAUCCACUUAUCCAGAUAUCCUGCCGGACCUUCUCUCGGCAGGUUCUACUGCAUCGUCAACGCCAGGAACCUUGAUCAGCCAAAUCGAUGACUUCUUCGCUUCACCAAUCUCCUUCUUCGACACAUCAGACACUGCCAAUGGAACAGACUGCCACCCCAGCGCUCAAGACAUCACCAGCUUGCUUGACCAGAAUGGAACGUCUCUUCUCCUGCAGGAUGACGCUUUUUCGGCAGUAGACGAAGUCAUUCCCGACCUUGACACUGCGUUCAAACCUCAGACUCCUCCAGCUUCUCAGCGCUCCACAAGCCACAACGAAUUCCUCUCGGAAUCUCCAUGUUGCUGCUUGAUACGAGCACUCAGCCUCUUCAAACAGCUGUUUCCAAACCCUUCCAUGUCCUGCUCAAGGUCAGAGUCCCACGGCAGCGAGAAAGAAGAUAGCGCAGACCAAUUCCCCACGCUAGAGGCGGUGGUACGUGAGAACGAGCGGACGAUUGAAGCAAUCAGCAGCAUGCUGGAAUGCACGUGCUCGGAAGAUGGCUACCUCCUCUCCAUCAUGUCUCUCAUCGUGCUGAAGGUCCUCGGCUGGUAUGCCGCGGCCGCGCGCAGGGAAGCUCGUUCGGACGAAAGCCGGAGCCUGCAGAAACACCAUCACAUGGAGGGGCUUCUCAAGGGUCCGGGAGCUGUUGUUGUAGGUGGCAGUAGUGAUGGUGAGGACGACCACCGCCGCAUCGCAGCCCAGACGGUCCUGAGCGAGCUUCACCGCGUGCAGCGGCUGAUCAACGCAUUGUCGCAUCGGCUCAAGGGGCUCAGGCAGCGGAAUGGUGGGAGGGCGCAGCAGCAGCAGCACGCGGAUGGCGCCGGUACGGACGGACACGGAGGAGCAUUCGCUUUCCCCACGACCAUGCUGGAUCAGUUCGAGGUGGACCUCCGUAAGCGCCUCCGGGACCUGUCGACAGGGAUUGUAGACAUGCUGCGGCAGGAGUGA
This is a messenger RNA of Lasiodiplodia theobromae, 1308 nucleotides long. RefSeq names its product Monodictyphenone cluster transcription factor. Gene Ontology annotation, molecular function: DNA-binding transcription factor activity, RNA polymerase II-specific; zinc ion binding; DNA binding. The transcript has a single exon. Gene Ontology annotation, biological process: aflatoxin biosynthetic process; regulation of DNA-templated transcription. Gene Ontology annotation, cellular component: nucleus. NCBI's taxonomy places the organism in Eukaryota, Fungi, Ascomycota, Dothideomycetes, Botryosphaeriales, Botryosphaeriaceae. The coding region runs from base 1 to 1308 and encodes 435 amino acids. The record is from RefSeq and is a predicted model, not a curated record.